GUAACUGUAUAACCUUGAAAGCGCAGCUUCUAGUUGUAUUUUGUCUGUUGUCGCUUGGAUCAGUUCAACUGUAAUACAAAAUGUUGCCAACUUUUCAUUGGUCAGAUUAUUUGGUUUUCGGUAUUUCACUUAUUUGUUACUCCCUGAUUGGAAUUUAUCAUCGAUAUCAUGAUGUAAUUUUUGGGAAAUUAACUAAUUGUUUUCGUGGUAUCAACUUUCAACCAAAAGUGAGAAAGAAAAUGAACGUAGAAGAAUUAUUCUUAGGUGAUCGUAAUUUGACAUUGUUACCUAUUGUUGGAAGUGUAAUGGCCAGUUUUUUAUCAGCUGUCGGUAUAUUGGGCACUGCAUCUGAAGCUUAUCAAUGUGGUAUUCAAUUUAUUACAUUGGUUGGAGGUUAUUGUAUUGCAUUUCCAUUAGCUGCAUAUGUUUACAUGCCAGUAUUUUAUAAGCUCAGAUUGAACAGUGCUCAUGAAUAUUUAGAAAUGCGAUUUGGAAAACUUGUUCGAUGGACAGCUUCACUUGUGUUCUUAUUACAAAUGACAGUUUACAUUGCUCUUGCAUUGUAUGCGCCUGCUUUGGCAUUCAGUCAAGUUAGUGGUCUACCCAUUUGGAUAUCGAUAUUGUCUACUGGUUUGGUGGCUACAUUCUAUACAGCAUUUGGAGGUAUUCGUGCAGUAGUAUGGGUUGAUCUUUUCCAACUAAUUGUUCUCAUCAGUGGCUUUUGUUUAAUCACACUAUUAAUUACUUUAAAAGUUGGUGGAUUCCAACGUCUAUGGGGGAUAGUAAUAGACGGUCAGCGUGUUCAAUCUUUCGAUUUUAGUAUUGAUCCUUUUAAACGACAUACAUUAUGGACUUUAAUUAUUGGUGGGACCGGAUUGGUUCUUAGUAUAUUCGGUGCUAAUCAAACACAAAUUCAACGUUAUAUGGCAUGUCGAGAUUUAAAAACUGCUCGAAGAGCUAUAUUACUAAAUAUUCCAUUGACAAGUGUAUUUUUGGCAGUACAAUUAUUCACUGGCUUAGCUAUUUAUGCUUAUUUUGCUGGUUGUGAUCCAGUAUUAAAUGGAUCUAUUAAACGUUAUGAUCAAAUAUUACCCUACAUAGUAAUGAUUUUAUUCGAUGGUGUGCUACUUGUUCGUGGAAUAUUUCUAUCAGUUAUAUUUGCAGCUGCUUUAAGUACUGUAUCAUCAGGUGUAAAUAGUUUGGCUAAUGUUUGCUUAGAAGAUUUAAUUCGACCAUUGUAUAUUCAUUGGAGACAUGUGGAUAUCUCAGAAAGAUCUAAAUAUCGGUUGGCCAUAUUUUUAGGUAUUUUAUUUGGUACUUUAACUGUAUCAUUGGCUUUCAUAUUUACAUUAUCCAGUUCACAUAUUUUACAAAUAUCAUUUUCUUUAUUCGGUGCAAUUGGUGGUCCAAUUUUAACUGUAUUUACUGCUGGAAUAUUUUUUCCAUGUAUUAAUGCUGAAGGUGGAUUAUGUGCAUUAAUUAGUGGUGUUAUUUGUGGUUUAUGGAUUUGCAUUGGAAAUACUUUUAUAACUUCAAGAACUGAUAAUGAUCGUUUACCUUUAACCAUUGAAAAUUGUUCAUCUAAAAUUCUUCAAAAUAUAUCAUCAUCUAUUGUAACUGCUACAACGAAUACAUCAAUUACUACUGUUAAUAUUAUAAAGACGACAACGUGGUCAUUUUAUUCACUUUCAUAUCUUUAUUAUGCAACAGCUUGUUUAAUUGUUGGAAUUCCUGUAGGAUUUAUAAUUAGCGCAAUUACAGGAUUUAAUAGUCGAUCACAGGUUAAUCCACGUUUAUUGGCUUGGCAGGCACGUUCGUUCUAUAGACAUUUUCCAAAUUGGCUUCCUCCACAAACAGCAAAUGAUCAGGAAUUUAAUCCAAUCUCUUCCACAUACAUUGAAAAAACAGAAAUUUUAGACAUGAAAUUACCUCGUUUACAAGUAAUCAACAACAACAACAACAAAAAUUCCAUCAAUAGAAAAUGAUCAAUCCAAAGAUUCUACUAUUUGAUGUAGUAAUAAUAAUACAAGGAAGCUAUAAUGUGAACAAUGGAGUAUACUUUACCAAUUCUUGUUUAUCCUUCAUAACUAUUUCUUUCAUCUUUAUAUUAAUUAAAUCAUAUUUAUCAACAUCAUAUGAUCAAUGAUAAAUACAACGAAUCCGACUGUAAAGAGUGAACUAUAAUGUCGGUUUUUACUCAAUCCUAUAUUGCUUUAUACUACUCAAGGAAAUAGAAAUCAAUAUCGGGAUGUUCAUUUGUUAAUAGAUUAUUUCAUUUUCAAACUACCGUUUAUUUUCAUAUUAGAGAUGGAUAACAAAAUAGUGUGUUUGUUUACUUAUAGAUGGAUGGUAUGGCAACCUGGACCGAUGCACAUAUGUGCUUGGUCCUACGUUGUAGCUGACUGACUGACUGAGAUGGAUGAUUACAGCAAUUAUCUACAAUGAAACUAACUAGUGAAAUGUAAUUUAUCAAUCACAAAAUUCUUUGAUGAAAACUAAUCUAAUGGUUGAAUUGGAAAAAAAUAUAUAAAUGCUGACAGUUACCGGUUACUUUAUUGUUGAUUGGAUAAAUUUACAACGGAUGAACGGUCUAAAUAUUAUUAUGAUAGAAGUUAACGAAGAUAAUACAAAACAAGUAGGAUCAACCUCAAUCUCAGAUGGUAUGAACGAGUUCAUUAAUGUGAUGUCGCUCACCGGAAAGCUACAUCAUACAAAUAGUGUCCAUUACAAAUAUAUGAUGAAGUACCUUCAGUUUACGUACUAUUUCAGACUUUAACAAUUUGUUUUUAUAGGUUUAGACUACAACAGUAAACUGUCGUAUAGCAUACUAAACGAUUAAUGGACGGUAAACUAUCGGGAUAGCUGCUUAAGAACUCUGUACUGGGAAGAAACAGCUAAUUAAACUCCAAAAAGUUUUCCAGGUAAUAUCAAACAACGAUGACAGUAGAAAUUCCUGAUAGAUCCUAGUUUAAGUCGUACAUGAUGAUUUCAGAAAACUGGUAGUAGACAAUCUCACAGUCUGUGUUUAUCAGCAGUAGAUUGAAUUACAUAAAUGUUACCCAAAAUAUAUAUGCUAAAAAGUCGUUCGAGUUGCUGCAUAAUGGCUAAAGUAAAGAGCUCGAAAUUCGGAAGUUUAGUUUAUUUUACAACCAUUCUCUGAUACAUAACUCAUCAAUUUCUACGUGACGUUUUAACAAUGGACAAAGUAUUCAUUGAAAUCAGGCGAAUUUUCCUUUAAAUGUUUAUCGCGUCUUCAUAUGAAUAACCAAACGAUUUGAAUAGAAUUGUUAAGAAUCAGUCACAAUUUGCGGAGAUACUUCCAUUCUUUAUCUCUCAAUAAGUUUUUUACUUUCAAAAGUAUUUAACACUUUUCUUUCUUCAAUUUUACUUAGUCUUUAACCAUAUUCUAUAUGUUUAAUACUUUAGUUUAGAUUUGUCUUAUUCUGUUGUGACAAUUUCGACUGAUGAAACUUAUCCUAAACCCCACAUUGUCUAAAUGGACGUACUUUUAGAGAUAACACUUUCCUCAUCUAAAUUUCCAGGAGUUGAACUUCUACCAGGAGAUUCACUUGUUGACUUAGAAUAUGCCGAUGACAUAGUUCUAUUUGCUGAAGACGCUGACAAAAUGCAGAGUCUUCCGACCACUCUAAGCAACAAUGCAAGCAUGUUCGGGAUGCGAUUCUCCCCCUCGAAAUGUAAAAUGUUGCUUCAGGAUUGCGUUACAUUGACAUCCGAACUAAUGAUAGGGAGUGGAGUAGUUGAGCGUGUCGACCGCUUCACUUAUCUUGGAAGUCUCAUCAGUCCUUGUAGUCACGUGUAUCACGAAAUCUCAGCACGGAUACAGAAGGCUCGACUAGCUUUUGCCAACUUGCGUCAUUUAUGGCGUAGGCGAGAUAUCCGUCUAUUAACCAAAGGACGUGUUUACUGCGCAGCAGCUCGUUCCGUCCUACUUUAUGGCUGUGAAACAUGGUCG
This is a messenger RNA of Schistosoma haematobium, 3973 nucleotides long. RefSeq names its product Sodium-coupled monocarboxylate transporter 1. NCBI's taxonomy places the organism in Eukaryota, Metazoa, Platyhelminthes, Trematoda, Strigeidida, Schistosomatidae. The record is from RefSeq and is a predicted model, not a curated record. The coding region runs from base 81 to 1985 and encodes 634 amino acids. Gene Ontology annotation, biological process: transmembrane transport; sodium ion transport. Gene Ontology annotation, cellular component: membrane. Gene Ontology annotation, molecular function: symporter activity. The transcript has 13 exons.